GGCAUGAUGCUGUUCUUAGGUAUAACAACAAUAACCGCUUCUUUAUUGGAUAUCAAGCCUUAUUUACACUUGCAAUUAGUUCCCCAUAUCACCCAAUAUCGUCAAUUAUGGAGAAUUCCCUUACACCCGUUUGCAUUUGCGAAUUCUACCGAGCUCCUCUUGGGUGAAAUACUUCUUCACAAUGUCAGUCGAGGGAUAGAACGAUCGUUCGGUCCUAGGAAAUUUGCUUCCUUUGUUCUCGUUUCGACGGUCAUCUCAGUUCUCUUCUCCCUCGCCGUGAUACUCGUUUUCCACAAACUCGGACUCAACUCCGUACCUGCGGGUCCGUACGGUCUCAUCUUUUCCUUACUAUGGCAGAAUUACAGGACUGUUCCGACUUUAUAUCAGUUUCAUGUAUUUGGCUUGAAUUUGUCAAGUAAUGCUAUGACAUAUAUUCUUGCAUCACAAUUGUUUAUCUCAAACCCUCCCGCCUCCAUCUUAGCCGCCUCAUCAGGUCUUCUCACAGGUCAUCUUUAUCGUCUCGAUACCUUACUAUCAUUACCCCUUCCCUCACAUCGAAGACGUUUUCUUCGUCCUCUCAAAGCUUAUCGUCUUCCACUUUCACUUCAUAUCCUUUUGUCACGCCUUUUUUCUCCUCUGAUAGGCCAAUCGGCUCCUCCAAGACGAAGCAAUCGCGUUCUCCCCGGUCAGACUCAAGGUACAGCUACAACCACUGCCGUCAAUCCACCAACUCGAAAUUUACGCAAUCUACUUGCUGGUCGACUAAGACCUUCUGCCCGAGGUGGGGGUCAAGUUCCGAUUGUACCACCUUCACCUGGUGAUGCACAGAAUAUACGCAAUAGAGAGAAUGUCAUAGUACCGGGAAGUGCGAGAGCGGCAAUGGGACAAUUUGUCACUCAGAUGACUGGGCCUGAACAACGAUUACCUUCAGAGGAAGAAAUCGCAGCAUUAACGGCGAUGUUCCCAAAUAUGGCAAGAGAAACGGUAGUUCGGGCAAUACAGCAAAACAAUGGGAAUACCGCUUUGGCAGUGGAGACGUUGUUAGAGGGGACAUGA
Messenger RNA from Tremella mesenterica DSM 1558, 1056 nucleotides. RefSeq lists its product as uncharacterized. Gene Ontology annotation, molecular function: serine-type endopeptidase activity; ubiquitin binding. Gene Ontology annotation, cellular component: membrane. The record is from RefSeq and is a predicted model, not a curated record. The annotation marks the transcript as partial. The transcript has 7 exons. Lineage: Eukaryota; Fungi; Basidiomycota; Tremellomycetes; Tremellales; Tremellaceae.